AUGGUCUACGAGCUGGAUGCGGAGGUCUCGUGCAGGGGAAUGAGCGGGGCUCCGGCGACGUCGUCGAGGUCGCCGCCGCGAGGCGCCGUCCCGAGGGCCAGCAGCGCGGUGAAGGUCCUCGACUGCGGGCCGUGCCAGCCCCGGGACGCCGCGCCAGCGCCGACCUGCCCCCGUUACGGCAGGAGCCCGAGCUGCAAGGCGCACAGCCGCCCCGGAGCAGCGCCCGAGGGCCCCGCCGCGGACGGCGCACGCCCGCCGCUGCGGUGCCGGGCGGCGCCCAGCUGGUGCGCCAAGGAGGCCAAGGUGGAGCACCAGCAGAGCGCAGGCAUCCUCGCCGCUGGGCUCGAGGAGCUCUCCAGCGGCGGCGGCGGCCCCGGGCGACCCCACGGCUCGAGAGGAGGCAGCCGGCCGCCCUCGGGCGCCGCGGCCCGCCACCGCCGGCCCGCCGCCGCGGUGGACAGCCGGUGCUCGACCGAGGACCGGGGGCCGCCAGGCCCCCAGGAGGAGGACGGCCGCGACCUGUCCAGGGACCUGAGCCCCGCGCAGGCCAUCGAGGCGCAGCUCGGGCCGCUGGCCGUGGCCCUGGAGGCCGUGAGCCCGCGGGGAGGCCGCGCGCUUGCGCACGCGCCCGGCGCCGAGGGCGGCCUCGGUGGCAAGGAUAUCUUCGAACAGAAGAUCCAGGGUACGCGCGGGCAGAAGUUCCUCUUGGGGAAGUUCAAGAAAGCUGUCCAAAAGACCUCGAGCCUUCAGCAGACCUACAUCUACAUCUACACCUACAGCUACAUCUACAUCAGCACCUGCAUCUACAUCUACAUCUACAUCAACAGCGAGACUCACAUCGACAUCUACAUCUACAUCUACAUCUACAUCUACAUCUACAUCUACAUCAACAUCUACAUCUACAUCUACAUAUACAUCUACAUCUACAUCUACAUCUACAUCUACAUCUACAUCUACAUCUACAUCUACAUCUACAUCUACAUCUACAUCUACAUCUACAUCUACAUCUACAUCUACAUCUACAUCUACAUCUACAUCUACAUCUACAUCUACAUCUACAUCUACAUCUACAUCUACAUCUACAUCUACAUCUACAUCUACAUCUACAUCUACAUCUACAUCUACAUCUACAUCUACAUCUACAUCUACAUCUACAUCUACAUCUACAUCUACAUCUACAUCUACAUCUACAUCUACAUCUACAUCUACAUCUACAUCUACAUCUACAUCUACAUCUACAUCUACAUCUACAUCUACAUCUACAUCUACAUCUACAUCUACAUCUACAUCUACAUCUACAUCUACAUCUACAUCUACAUCUACAUCUACAUCUACAUCUACAUCUACAUCUACAUCUACAUCUACAUCUACACCUACACCUACACCUACACCUACACCUACACCUACACCUACACCUCUACACCUACACCUACACCUACACCUACACCUACACGUACACCUCUACACCUCUACAUUACCUACACCUACACCUACACCUACAUCUACAUCUACAUCUACAUCUACAUCUACAUCUACAUCUACAUCUACAUCUACAUCUACAUCUACAUCUACAUCUACAUCUACAUCUACAUCUACAUCUACAUCUACAUCUACAUCUACAUCUACAUCUACAUCUACAUCUACCUCUACAUCUACAUCUACAUCUACAUCUACAUCUACAUCUACAUCUACAUCUACAUCUACAUCUACAUCUACAUCUACAUCUACAUCUACAUCUACAUCUACGUCUACGUCUACACCUACACCUACACCUACAUCUACAUCUACACCUACACCUACACCUACACCUACACCUACACCUACACCUACAUCUACAUCUACAUCUACAUCUACAUCUACAUCUACAUCUACAUCUACAUCUACAUCUACAUCUACAUCUACAUCUACAUCUACAUCUACAUCUACAUAUACAUCUACAUCUACAUCUACAUCUACAUAUGCAUCUACAUCUACACCUGCAUCCAUAUCUACACCUACACCUACAUCUACAUCUACAUCUACACUUUCUCACUUGUUUUACUUUUGGGCCAGGGAAGGGCACCUGCGGAGGUGCUCCUGCGCGGCGCCGUGCGGGAGCUACCGACGCGCCUCCUCCAGGCGGUGCUGUGGUGUCCCAGGCUGAUCUUGUUCUACGUGAUCGCGGAGAUGGUGGAUCACGGCUACAUUAUGGUGCUCAGACGCUCAGACUACAAGCUGGCUGUGGGCUGGCAAAUGGAGUCGUAG
Molecule: messenger RNA, 2244 nt
Organism: Prorocentrum cordatum
Lineage: Eukaryota; Dinophyceae; Prorocentrales; Prorocentraceae
Source: the annotation of a GenBank genome assembly